Solanum dulcamara is the source of this 2621-nucleotide messenger RNA. RefSeq lists its product as uncharacterized. The record is from RefSeq and is a predicted model, not a curated record. Lineage: Eukaryota; Viridiplantae; Streptophyta; Magnoliopsida; Solanales; Solanaceae. The transcript has 9 exons. The coding region runs from base 196 to 2130 and encodes 644 amino acids.
GAGCAACCGCGUUUUAUUCAAUUCAUUUUGCACUUUUCCUCUUUAGCAUCGUUCGUCACAUUUAGAAGAAAGGGCCUGACUUCUGGGUCUUUCUCUCUUUUGUCGCCCACCAUACAUAUUCUUUACUUCUCCUCUCCAUCUUCUUCUUCUUCUUCCUCCUCCUCCUUCUCCACUUCAACUCUAAAUGCGAAGAAAAUGCAAUGUCCCAGCAACUCCUUUCUCUACAAUGCUACACAAUGCGAGUGCAACCCUGGUUACUUGUUCAACUUCACAAGUAGAAUAUGUUAUUUGUUUAAUGAAUGGGGUCCUGUGGAGAGUGAUUCUGGGGUUGAUUAUCGCUCCUUAUCAUUCCCUGGGAGUGGUACCCUUUUCGAUUUUGAUUCAAUUAGGAGGCUAACUCAAUCGCAAGCUGUUUUUCUUGAAGCUACACUUAUAAUGUUGCUUUCUUGGCUUUGUUUCUGUUUUUUUGCUCGUUGUGCUCCUCUUGGUGAUGGACGUUCCAUUUGGUUCAAGAUCCGAUGGUGGAUUAGUCGACUUGAUAUCUGCUUUGCAUCCCGUCACUGGCUUGAUGACCAGAAGGUAGUCAUGAAGCGGAAAACAGAGCUUGGCGGAACUUUUUCAAUAGCUAGUUGGAUACUUUUUAUUGGUCUGUUUGCUGCUUUGCUGUACCAUAUAAUAGCAAAGAGAACUAUUGAGAUGCACAAUGUGAGAGCAACAAAUGCACCUGAUUUAGCUGCUUUUAUAAACGAUUUGGAGUUCAAUAUCACUACCAUCUCAAGUAUGAGCUGCUUACACUUACGUGGCCUUGGAACUAUGGUAACUGGGAAUCCUGGCUUGAUUGACUAUCGAUUUGCUCCUCUGUCAACAUUUGCCAACUAUUCCUGUAUAAACACAACUAAGGGACCAACCAUCAUGCUUAAGUGCAGCAGAUGUCCACUUAGCCAGGACAAUGCCUAUAUUUCAUGGCAAUUUGUUGAUCUCCCAAAUAGUCCUGCAGCAGCUGCUGGAUUUCAGUUCAAUCUAACAGCAAAAGAUCCUAAAAAUAAGAAACAUCUUAGCAUGGUCAGUGGAACACUGAGGAAUGGAAGCAAUUUUGACAACAAACCAGUUACAUUUAGAGGGCUGACCCCAAAUAUAUUGAAGUUCAAUUUUUUCCCGAGAAUGUACCAUAAUUUGCAUGACCUGAAGCUCAUCCAACCACUACUUCAUGAGUUUCUCCCAGGUUCAUCUUUUAAUGAGAUAAGUCAACUCCAAGCAUCACUCGAAAGCCCUAAUGAUGGUCUAAUCAACACGACAUUGUAUGUCAACUUCCUAUCUUCGUAUAUUGUUGAGAUCAAGAAUCAAAAUAUUAUGGGACCUGUAAGCUUCCUUGCAGAUGUUGGUGGCCUUUAUUGCGUCAGUAUUGGCCUCUUCUUCUACAUUUUGGUGCAGUGUGAAUAUAGGAUAAAGAAAUUGCGCAAUGAAGAUAGUGUGAUGCGUAAGGUUAGAAGUCGCCGAAAAGCUCAAGACCGGUGGGAUAAAUUGAGGAAAUAUGUGAUGUACACAUACGCUCCUAACCAAUUGGAAGAGGAGUACGACAUGAGAAAUGAUGGUUGUUGCACAGGUGUCAAGAUGGAAUCACUCCACAGGAAGAGCUCUUCAGUUAGAGGAAAAGGGUCUAGCAGAUUAGAUACCAUCAGUUUUAGCAGAAAAGUUGGCUUACCUAGUGAGAAGAGAGCCACUCCAGAGAAGAUUGAUACUCGAAGUGCCACACAUUUUUUGCCUGAACCUGCAACAGAUCUCCAAAAGAGUACACAUCUGAAGGAAGAAAGAUUCCAAGAAAAUGCUGUACCUCCAAACACAAAAGGUAGUAAACCUGAAGAUGUAGUUGCUCCAGAUGUAGAGAAUGCUCUCGAGGCUCCAGCUUUUCCUGCAGCUAAUGACGUAACUGUUCCACCUCUGCCUCCAUUGAAAUUGCAGGCUGGUGAUCAUAUAAGUAUGGCCAAUCUCCACAAAGAUCUCCAAAACCUCUAUGAAUAUAAUAUGAUGCUCAGGGACAAGUUGAUUGCUGCGCAGUCAAUGCUUCAUUCAUUAGCCAACAAGGAGUCGACUUUAGCAUCUGAUAAUGGCGAUAUUAUUACUAGAGAAUGAUUAUGCUCAAUUAAGGUUGUAGGUGUGCAGAUGAACGAAGGCAAGAAAUAGCUGCUUACGUAUCUGAACAUUCAAAAUUCUGUUCUCUUGAAUGUUCUUUGAGUGCAGAUGUUACUGACUUUGCUCUCUGUGGAGUAGCUGUUGAUAAUACUUUGUUAGUAGAACAAGUACUGAAUGCAAUACUCCAAGGUAUGAAGUGCUUUCCUCUGUGCUGCACAUUACGGAUUCAGAUGCAUUAUGAGGAUCGUUGUAGUGGCUGAAGCCUGUGUCUUCUGUUUGUUGUGUAAUUUCAAUUUAGCAAGGAGUUUAUUCUUUUGGGACAGGAUUGUGUUCCUUAGUGAGUUAAAAAUCUGAAUGUACAUUAUGUAGGAGUAGGACAAUGAUUUUAAGAAAAUUUGAGUACAAUGAUAUUAGUUUGCAUUGGAUAGUAGUUAUUAAGCCAUGUAAAUCUACCCGAGACAGUUCUGCAGAAAUGCAUUUGGUAUUCCUUA